Molecule: messenger RNA, 1801 nt
Organism: Cydia splendana
Lineage: Eukaryota; Metazoa; Arthropoda; Insecta; Lepidoptera; Tortricidae
Exons: 13
Coding region: 5-1708 (567 amino acids)
Biological process (GO): sodium ion transmembrane transport
Cellular component (GO): plasma membrane
Molecular function (GO): ligand-gated sodium channel activity
Source: RefSeq, a predicted model, not a curated record
CAGAAUGGACAAACCAAAACGCAAGUUCACCCCGUUCCGCGCGAUAAUGGCUUGCGGCCGGGAUUUCUGCCAGCAGACCUCCAUGCAUGGCUUUAUCCACAUAGCUGCUCCUAACCGGUGGUGGGGGGAGAGACUGCUGUGGGCGUUCGCAACGGCUGUAGCCAUCUGGGGAGCCGUGGAGAUAUCUCUGGGGCAGUGGCAGAGGUACAACGAGAACCCCACAGUGGUGGCGCUGGAGAAGGACUUCAGAUCCUGGGAGUUCUGCAUGCCUGGUCUCACACUCUGUGCUAUGAACAGAGUAGACGAAAAGAAACUACCCUCAGUAAUCAAGAAAUACUGGAACGUGGACGCCGAAGACCCGAAGUACGCCCGCUACGAGCAUUUCGUGCGAGACGUGGCCAACUCCAGCAUGCUACAUUUAAAGGAUCUCCUGCAGCAUGAGGGCGAAGACCUGGAGGUGGAUCUGUACCAACUUGCUGUUGACGUACUUCCGGAGUACAACAUAAAGCCUACCUGGUCCAUACCAAGUCUGCAGGUUCCCUGGUUCACCAUCAUGACCGAGGUUGGCGCAUGCUACGCCACCAACUCCCUGGCAAUCCCUGAUGAUGCUAUCGAGACAUUCGGGAAGCCAGGCGUGAACCAGACCAGCCUGUUCCCCCUGACUUGCAAGUAUUCGUCCCUCAACUGCUACGUCACCAUUGAGGUGGCCGUGCCUAUUCUGUUAUACAUCCACUCCCCCUACGACAUCCUGAACCCGAAGGCCAGUCCGAUCGAAGGCCAGCCACGGCAGGAGAGGGCCACAGAGUUCAGCGUCAUCGAGAGUGGGUGCGGGCGCGGUGUGAGGGAACUGAACCCGAGACGACGCCGCUGCUUGUACACCGACGAGCCGCAAGCGAGAUUCCGACAGCCACGGCAGGAGAGGGCCACAGAGUUCAGUGUCAUCGAGAGUGGUUGCGGGCGCGGCGUGCGGGAACUGAACCCGAGACGGCGGCGCUGUCUGUACACCGACGAGCCGCAAGCGAGAUUCCGACAGGUGUACGGCACCAACAGCUGCCGGCGUUUGUGCCGAAACCAAGAGGCCCUGCGCGACUGCAACUGUAAACCCUUCUACAAUUACUAUGAAGAUGGCGUUGCGUGUUCUUUGCGCGGCAUGCGUUGCCUCGCCCUACGCUCGGCGCGCGAGGCAGAACACGCGACUUCCGAGGCAGCUCGCGUUAAAGCUACGAAACAAGCUGCGCGCAUACAACCUGUCGUCACUAAAGGUGAUAUAGAAGUAAUGCCGCCAGGGAAGAUUGUGGACGGCUGCAAAUGCCCUCUGAUGUGCGUCGACGCGCUCUUCGAGAUGCUCUCCUUAGUUACGAAGAAACUGGAUGGACCCUUCAGCAUCAACGGAGUCACCCGCGUCAAGGUACAGGCUCCCCGCACUCGCUACACCAGAGAAAUCGUCUUCUACUUCCAGGACCUCAUUGUGUCGUUCGGUGGAGCCACGGGACUGUUCCUAGGUGCCAGCUUCAUCAGUUUCGUUGAGAUCGUGUUUUUCGCGGCAGAAUGGCUUAUUGGGCCUGUCCGCCAUGAUCAGACGGAACUUCCGGUGAAGAAGCCGAAGGCAUCUCACGAGCAAGCCAGGAUCCAGCAUCUUAACGCCAUUUUGGAGGGUCAAAGCCUUCCAGCCACACCAAGAUACUGGCAUUCGCAUCUUCAUAUAUAAUUUAAAAUGCUGCCACCGAUGAAGAGCGGCUAGAUGACCGGAGAACUAAACUGAGGACCAGGGUCAUAUCAAUUUAUCUCUCACUCUUAUUUA